Messenger RNA from Funneliformis geosporum, 861 nucleotides. NCBI's taxonomy places the organism in Eukaryota, Fungi, Glomeromycota, Glomeromycetes, Glomerales, Glomeraceae. The record is from the annotation of a GenBank genome assembly.
AUGAUAAAAAAAGUUUCAGAAAUAGAAGCAAAGUUAAAAUAUGAACAUCCAAUUCUUUACAAGUAUAAUAAUUUCGAAUCUUUAAAUUUAAAGAUUUUAUACAAUGAUAACUUUGAAUUUGAAAAUUGUGAUAAACAUUGUAGGUUUGAAAAUGGAGAAGUAAAAAUAAUUACUUUAAAUUUUGAUUUAGCAAAAGAAAAUCCUGAUAUCUACAUCGAACCAUUAGAUAUUGUGAGGUUGUUUAGUCUUCGCAAAAAUAAUAAGAAAGAAAAUAGUAAAAUUUGCAUGGUUCAUGCUGGAGUGUACCUAGGUCAUAAGAAAGUUUGCCAUGCUUAUUUUGACAGUAAUGACAGCAAAAGUGUUGGACAUGGAGUAAUCAAAAUUGACAACUGGGAAAAAUUUCUUGAUUUUUCUACAAAGGGUAUUGAAAAAAAAAUGAUUGUUUAUCAUCCAGUGAUUGCCUUUAAAAAACCAGAAUUAAUAAUUGAACAUAUUGCUAAAUGUAUCGAGGGUAAAUAUUUUGAUAAAGAAAUUGGGUUUGGUGAACUUAUAAUAAAAGACAAAUUAGAUGAAGUAACUGGUCAAUUGCUAGAAAAAGCUAAUAAUUGUGAACAUUUUGCCAAUCGGUGUGUUUUGGGUCUUGAUUAUUCUGAGUUAACUGAUAAAAAAAAAGGUUAUUUGGAAAGAACAUUUGAUUUUAUUACUGAAUUAAGAAAGAACAAAAAUAAACUUGAUAAUUUGGCUUUCGGCGAACAGAUCAACGACAAGAGAAAUGAAAUAAAUAGUUAUUAUAUUAAGUCUCGGGUAGCCAAAAUGGAGUCUAGAAUUGAAGUUGGACACUUAUAUAAAAUGGACAAAUGA